GUGUGUGUAUUUGUCUCAGACCACUGCUUAGAGGGAAACACAUGUUAGUAGUCUGCAGGAAAAGCAGGGAUGAGGAGGAAGCGCUCCAUAUGAAGACACAAAGAAGCAUUUAGGACAUUAUGCACUUUUUUCCCAUUCUUUUUGCAAACGUGUGAGUGAGUUUAGUUUGUGAAGUGCAUGGAACUGCUUAUUUCUGUCUGAUGCAUGUCACUGCAAAAGAAUCUUAGUGCUCUUCUCAUCGAAUGUAGCACUGUAGCUGAAUUGUGAAGCUAGCGUGUGCAUGGAUGUAAAUGUGUCUCUAUACUGACGAGUAUGCUGUAUGUAGUCUGUCAUUUAUUUCCAUAAAUUUAAGUUAGAACUUCUGUAUGGACGCACCUUUCAUUGACUUUUCUCUGUUAUUUUUAAAUUAGCUUAGCCACUUUUCUGAAAAAAACAUGCAUUCUACUCCACUUUCCAUACCCAUCUCCCUCCUUUUCCUUCUCUUUCUCUCAAAUUCCUGCGUUCUUGCGGGAAUGGACUCCUGUUACGACGAAGAAGGAACACCAAGCCGCUGCAUGCCCAAAUUUGAGAACGCAGCUUUCAAUCGUACUGUAAUAGUUUCAAAUGUGUGCGGCACACCACCUGAGGACUACUGCAUGCAAACUGGUUCCACACGUUUAUGUCACCAUUGCGAUGCUUCGGACCCUGGAAGGAACCACAACGCCACCUAUCUGACGGACUUCCACACCGACGAGGAACCAACCUGGUGGCAAAGCCAGUCCAUGUUCUACAGAGUACAGUAUCCUAACUCUGUCAACAUCACGCUACACUUAGGUAAGGCCUUUGAGAUCACAUAUGUCCGCUUGAAGUUCUACACGAGCCGACCAGAAAGCUUUGCCAUCUACAAGCGUACGACCGAGACAGCGCCUUGGCAACCGUACCAGUACUACAGUGCUUCCUGCCGUAAAACCUACAGGAGGGAUUCCAAGGGUUUCAUCCGGCCUGGAGAGGAGGAGAGGACAGCGCUCUGUACAGAUGAGUUUAGUGACAUCUCUCCACUGACAGGAGGGAACGUAGCAUUCUCCACUCUGGAGGGAAGACCCAGCGCCUACAACUUUGACCAGAGCCUAGCACUACAGGAGUGGGUGACAGCCACUGAUCUUCUGAUCUCUUUGAACAGGCUCAACACAUUUGGAGACGAGUUUUUUAAGGAUGCCAAAGUGCUGCGCUCCUACUUUUAUGCCAUCUCUGACUUCUCAGUGGGGGGCAGAUGCAAGUGUAACGGGCAUGCCAGCGAGUGUGUGCCAAACGAGAAUGGACGGUUGGUGUGUGCAUGUGAGCAUCACACUGCUGGGACGGACUGCCAGCACUGUGCCCCAUUCUACCAGGACCGCCCCUGGGCUCGCGCCACUGCAGAUUCUGCCAACCAGUGUGUGAUGUGCAACUGCAGCGGGCGUGCAGAUGAGUGUGAGUUUGAUGCAGAGCAGUACCGCAGCACAGGCAGCGGGGGGCGCUGCAUCGGCUGCAGGGAAAACACAGCGGGGCCACACUGCGAACGCUGCAGAGAAAACUUCUACAGACCAUCGCCGCAGCUGCCCUGUUACAACUGCAGCUGCAACACUAUGGGAUCUGUGAGCCUGCAGUGUGACGAGGAAGGUGUUUGUGCGUGCAGGCCGAGCGUGAUGGGGGUAAAGUGUGAUGUCUGCAAAGCUGGCUUUCACUCCCUCGGCCCAGGAGGCUGCAGGUUGUGUGAGUGUGAUGAAAGGGGCAGUGUGGGUGUGUGCUCUGCUGAAGAUGGAACCUGCCACUGUAAACCUAAUGUGGAAGGAUACUCCUGUGACAGGUGCAAGCCUGGGUCAUUCAAUCUUCAACCAGACAAUCCAGAUGGCUGUCAGACAUGCUUCUGCUUUGGUCACUCCCUCGCAUGCUCAUCCUCCAGUCACCAUGUGGCCUUCAACAUCACCUCAGACUUUCUUGAGGACCCUGAUGGCUGGGUAGGUGAGUUCGCAGGACAUCAGGAAUCCUCCUUGCUGUGGAAAGAAGGUGAAGUGUACCUGCUACCCUACAGUGAGGAGGAUGCUGGCUACUACAAAGCACCAGAAAAGUUUAUAGGAAACCAGCUGCUGAGUUACGGGCAGCAUCUUUCCUUGUCGUUCACCGCUGAAGCCAGCGAGCUGUUGCCAAGAAGUGUGACUGUGCUUCUGGAAGGAUCUGGAAUAUCAGUCAGUACCAGCCUGUAUUCAGAGAAGGACCUGGAGAGUGGGCCUGGCCACACUCUUCAUAACACCUUCAUUCUCAGGUUAAGUGAAAAGGAAGUGAAUCCAGCUCUGACUCCGUUUGAGUUUCGACGAAUGCUCAGCAACCUAACUGCACUCCGCAUCAGCAACGCAGGAGGACAAAACUAUACUUCCCAACUGUCAGGAGUAAGCCUGGCCUCUGCUGUUGCAACUGCAUACCUCUCCCAUGCCCCUAGUGGACCCCUGGCACCAUGGGUAGAGGUGUGUGUGUGCCCCCCUGGAUUUGCAGGACAGUUUUGUGAACUAUGUGCACCAGGCUUUACCAGAGAGACUCCCAACGCCGGACCGUUCUCACCCUGUGUGCCCUGCAACUGUAACCAGCACGGCACCUGCCAUCCAGAAUCAGGUGUGUGUGACUGCACAGACUUCACCACUGGUCCCUCUUGUGAGCGUUGUCAGGAUGGUUACUAUGGAAACCCAUUAACUGGCAGCCCAAAUGACUGUCUGCCCUGUCCCUGCCCGGACCGUACUGCAUGUGCCCAGGUGCCAGAGACACAGGAUGUGGUGUGUACCAACUGCCCAGCCAAUCAGAGAGGAACCAGGUGUGAGUUGUGCGAGGAUGGUUUCUAUGGCAAUCCCCUCGGUUGGGAUGGCGAGGUACGGCCGUGCGUGAGGUGUGAGUGUAACGGGAACAUAGACCCCAACGCGGUGGGUGUGUGUGAUCACGUGACUGGACGCUGCCUGAAAUGCUUAGGUCACACAACGGGGGAUCGCUGUGAAAGAUGCCAGGCGGGUUACUAUGGCAACGCUCUGGACAGAACCCUCAGGCCUUCCCAGAAGUGCAAAACUUGUGCCUGUAACCCCGCCGGCACAUCCUUGUCAUCAAGCCAGUGUGACUCUGACACCGGCCGAUGUUUGUGUCUCAGUCACGUGACUGGACGAGACUGCGGUCAGUGCGAGGCCGGCUACUUUAAUCUGCAGCCAGGUGUGGGCUGUGAGAGGUGCAAUUGUAAUCCUAUUGGCUCUUCCUCACCAGCGUGUCACCCAAUUACAGGCCAGUGUCUGUGUCGGACAGGUGUGGAGGGCAAGCAAUGUGAUCUGUGUCGAAUGGGCUUCUUUGGCUUUUCCUCCAGAGGCUGCAGAGCCUGUAAUUGUGACCCCAUGGGCUCGACCUCCAUGCAGUGCCACAGCAAUGGGACUUGUCCUUGUCGUCAAGGUUUUGUGGGCUAUAAGUGUGACAAAUGUGAGCUGAACUACUACCUAAAUCGUGUGACCCAACAGUGUGAGGAGUGUCCAGUGUGCUACAGUCUCAUCAGAGACCAGGCCAGUAAACUCAAAACUAAACUGCAGGAUUUGGAGCGACUGCUUUCCAAUUAUGAUUGCAGGAGGUACAGGCCGCAGUCCUACGUGCGGCCACAUCACAUGCACCAGCAUCAGCAAAACGUGCUUGGGAAUCAAGUCCAUGACCAUCAAGGCGAGGACUAUCUGCCCAAUGCCCUGGAAGAUUUCCUGGCCAUUCAAGAAGCGCGAGAAGCCUUUAUAAGGCAGUUCUCACAGCUGGAAACAUCUGCACAGACCCUACAGCUGCAGCUGCGAAACUUUGCCAUAGCAGUGAACUGCAGCUUCGUGGGGGAAGGAGGCAAGGAGGAAGAGGAGAGGACGGGAGCAAAUGAAUGCCGAGCUCUAGUAAACACAUUUGUUGUUGUCACUGAUGCGCAAACACGGCUUCAGAAGAUGAUGUUUGACCUUAACAGCCUGGUGGUCCCGUUUGUGAUCCCAAAAGGACCGACCCAGUGGAAUGCUCGAGUCAAUGAAUCCGAAGCUUUAGUGAAGAGUCAUACAGAAAUGGCCACUCAUAUAGAAGAGCUAGCAGGAGAGGCACUCAAAGUGUCUAACAGAACCUAUUCCAUGCUACUGAGUCUGCUGGAGGAUAACUCAACAGAGCUCCAUGUACAAGAUCUUACACAGCAGCUGUCAGAGAUGCAGCAGAUAAAGGAGAAUCUCACACUUCAGGCGAAUGACACCCUUGCUGCCCACCUGUCAGUGCAGAAGCAACACACUGACACAAAGGCCAUUUUACUCAACAUCACCUCCACUCUACCUGAACUGCACAAGAAUAACAGCAGCAUCACCUCCACUGCGGCAGAGACGAACAGUACAUCCUCCACACAACAGCUCAGUGAAGCAGACAGCACAGCAACGCAAGCUACGCAACCGAUCCAGAGUUCGGACCUAGCCAAUAGGACUGCGGAACUGGACGUUAUGGUGCAGUUAAAGGAAGAGGAGGUAAAUAAGACCAGAGAGAAGAUGAAGUCCCAAAUAGACAACGCACACAAGAACCUGAAGACCAUUCAGGAGUUCCACCAGCUGUCAGCUCUUGCCCAGGGCUUGAAAGAAGCAGCUCUUUCUUCAGUGGUACAAGGCAAGAAGACAGACUCAGAGACCUUCUCUCUGCGCAGAAAUCUAGAAGGCAUACAUCAGGAAUGGCCAGUCCUGCGGACUCAGACCAGGGCGGCUCUGAAGCGAGAGAGCAUCAUGGAGGAGAAGAUCCUGACAGAGGUGAAGAAAAAGGUGAAGCAGGCUGAAAGAGCCCUGAGGCCUACGCUGGAGAAUGCUACGCUAGCUAGCGAUACAGUGGCCCAAACCAAAGACACAGCUAAUACAGUGGCGAAGGAUGCCAAGGCAUCUGUGUCACGGGGAAAGCAUGCAAGGAGGACGUCUGCGCAGCUGAACUCAGCCAUGAACGCAGCUGUGCAGCAGCUGGCUGAGCAGGAGAGUGCAGUAGCGCAGGUGCAGGCGAACAUGCACAUGGACGAGGCUGAUGUUUCAUUAGCAUCCGUGAAGGACAGCAUGGAGACAGCUAAGACCCAGCUGGAGGCUUUCACUCACACACUGGCUGAUCUGCUCAGUCGCUUAGAAUCAAAUGGCGCUGUGGAGAAAUACGAUCGGAUGCUGAAUGACACGGCCACCCGCCUGCUGGUGCUCCGGGCCAGCGUAGCGAGCCCGGUGUUGAGCGGAAAGAUCCAGAAGCUACGCGGCGCAGCUGAGGAGCAGGAGAAACAGCUGCUGCAGCUGGAGCAAAACCUGCAGGACAUCCGAGAGGAGAGGGACAGCUUGACAGACAUCGUUCAGAACCUGCCCAAAGAGUGUCCACAGCGGGGCCACUGAGAAAGGGGAGAGGGGGGAGAUGAGACAUACAGAAGGGGAGAAGGGGAGAAAGGAGGAAAGUAUGAAAGAAAAAGAAGAGAGAAUUAAAAAGGAAAAAAGACUUGUAGAAUCACAACUUCAGUGCGGGACAGAGAUGAAUAUUAUAAUAAUUAUUAAAGGAAAAUUACAGUUUUUUCAACCUAAUCUCCAUCUGCUGUAUCUGUAUUGUUCUUUCAGCUACCACAGACAUACUGAUAGUUUCAAUGCGUUUCCCAGUGCUUAGCAGAAAUGAACAGAAAGUCCAUUCAAAACAGGCUUAUAAUGGAAGCCAGUGGGGAGUUGCUGAAUUCUGUGGAUACUCAUUUGAAAUAAUGUAAAGUGAAUUUGAAACUGCUUUAUGCUCAAACAAAGGAGACCUUAGGAUGUCUUAGCAAAACUGUUCUCAUUCAGUUUUAUCUAACGUUCCAAUUAUUUUCUUCUUCUAGAAGGUUUUCUAGUAUCCAUAUGUGAUCAGGCAGAGCCUGUGAAAACUCCUCCCACACCACAACAUUGGUAACACUACUAUAAUUUCUACAGAUUCUUUCUUACUGAAAUCUAGCUCCAUAUUUAAAAGAACAAAUUAUACAGAACUACAGCUCAGUUUACCCAUUUAUAGUCUAUGGGAAUCAGCAAUGCGCCACAGAUUGGGCAGAUAGAGAGUAGACUGAAAAACAAUGGAGUAUUGUUUUAAACGUAAAGAGAAGGAAGAAAGAAGUGGUCAUUCCAGAUCCUAUUCAGUUUAUCAACUCAAUCCUUUUUAAAGAAACUACAAAUAUGUUUGGCAUAAUCUCUUUUUUAAAUAUCGAUUUAAUUGUAAUAACUGAUUCAGUAGCUGAGAGGCCUGAGUGAAGAUUCCUGAAAGGUGAUUUGAUAUUAAAACUGUUUCUAGUGACAAAUUUGUGCUGUUGAGAUUUGUAACAAAUACAAUGUUCACUAAUGCUGUAAGUGAGAUAAAGCUUGUGCAUAUUUGGGUGAUGUGCUUUGGACUAUUCAUGAGUGGCCAGGCUGUAUUCAUCUGAUAACAGCAACAACCUGUUUAUAUUCAGUAUAAUGUUUAUGACCAACAUGCAGUUUCAUAUUUGACCAUACGAUUGGCACCGAUAUACAAGCUAUAAUAGAACUUUGGUUUCUUACAUGUACACAGCACACAUACAGUUGAACUGCUGGAUAUGUUUUAUAAAACAUGCUGAUGUUUAAUAGCAAAUAAACCAGUUGAAAGUCA
This is a messenger RNA of Colossoma macropomum (tambaqui), 6624 nucleotides long. It is a transcript of the gene lamc3, whose product is annotated as laminin, gamma 3. Lineage: Eukaryota; Metazoa; Chordata; Actinopteri; Characiformes; Serrasalmidae. The record is from RefSeq and is a predicted model, not a curated record.